AUGACGAAGAAAAAAGAAGUUGCUGAUAUGGAUCCACUGUAUAAUAAUUUAUCCUCGGAACCAAAAAAUUUCUUAGACUGUGACCGGUCAAAACCGGAUGCAUUUAAUACUGGGCACAGACAUAAAGAACUAGAGCAACUAUGUAGAUGGCUAUCGGAAGUACCCUAG
Entrophospora sp. SA101 is the source of this 168-nucleotide messenger RNA. Lineage: Eukaryota; Fungi; Glomeromycota; Glomeromycetes; Entrophosporales; Entrophosporaceae. The record is from the annotation of a GenBank genome assembly.